AAAACAGCAGGAGCUACAGCACACAGCAACAGCAGUAUGUGAAAAAGUUCAUAAGUGAAAGGUUCUUGUUAUCUGAAUUCAAAUUCAUCUAAAAUAUUUUGUAUUCAUCAAUUCAUUAAAUUGUUCCAUUCUCGCUGCUUAGUCGAAACUAGACACACGUAAAACAAUAGGUAUACAUAUAAGUUUAAAUGUAUCCACCAAUUAUGUGCUUUACCUAUUUCAUUCGUGUUCGCUUUUCUUGUUUCUUCAUCGAAACCGGUGACGUGGUCGCGAUCGACUUUCUAUGUCUAUGGCUAUAGUCAUAGAGCUCAUAGACCAUAGUGUGUUAUUAUAAUUAACAGAAAACUGUUGUGUGAAUGCGCUCGUAGUUAAAGAAAUGAAGAUACUCUGAGAUAUUUUUUUUAAAGUUGGGCCAAAGUGAAUGAAACAAAAUUGGUUUGUUAUUAUGGAGAACUGUAUUAUUGUGGACUUGUCCGAUGAUGAGGAAAUGGAGAACAUGAGAAAGAAAUUGGAUCGGAAGCGGUUCAACGAACUCAAGAAGUACAUUCCAUUCUUGCAAUAUAUUACAGCUCAUGAUCCUGUAAAAAAUGAAAAAUAUGUCAAAUUACUCCAAUGGUUUAAUUCAACCAAAAACUUUCCAGCGAGAAUUGCAACAACAUGUGAAUCUGCUAUUAAAAAACGAUUUCAGACCCUUCAUAAAUCUAUGGUGUUUCCUCCUCAUAUAAUUUCGAUUUUUGAAGGCGGAGGAGAAGCAAUUGAUCUUGUUUCAGAUGAUGAUUGCCCUGAGACAUCGGAGAAUGCAAAAGACAAAAGCAGCAACAACAACAACAACAACAAUAAGGCUAACAACUCUUCGAGAAAUAUUGAAAUCACUAAAAGUAAUGCUUCACAGCAAAAACAGCAAAACUCCAAAAACACAUCUGAAACAUCAAAUUUUCAAUCAAUAGAUGAUAUUGAGGAGGGAGAAGUUUUACAAGACUCCGAAAAAGUUGUUGAAGAUGUAAGAGUGAAGAAAACACGCAAUGUGUCCUUAUCUGAAAUUUCAUUAAAAGAACCAAGUUAUGAAAGUAAAGACCCUGCGACGAAGGACGAUAACGAUGAAACUAUAAAUCAAGACUUAUUUAGUAGAAUUGACAAUCUUGAUGAGGAUUCUUUAAAACCAAUUGCUUUAACUGAAUCUCCGAAUCAUUUUGACAUAGGAAAAGAGUCUACUCAACGCAAAAGAAGUCCAAUUUUAAGACCAAAAAACUUAUCAACAGAUAACUUAUCAAAUAUUUCUGAUGAUAAUCUGCCCUCAAACGAAAUAUUAGUUCAAAGAAAAAAAAAGAAAAAACACAAACACAAGAAAAAAUGUCAAACUUCUUUGGUUGAUGGAUCAGAAACCGAAAACCAUGAUUUGGAGAGAGAGAAAACACAUGAAGAAGAUCAGAACGAUUCACCAAGACAUCAAAAGAAAAGUUCCAAAAAGAAAAGAGAAAAAUUGAAAAAAACAAGGUCAUUGUAUGUUUCUGAUGAUGAGGAUGACCAGCCAAAUCCAGUUAAAAAUUAUGUAGCACCUGUUAAAUCUGUUAAAAUAUCAGAAUCGGAGCUUUUUCAAAGAAGAGAUUCUUCGAAAAAAGAAACGAGUACUUCUGAAAAAUCUGUAAUGGAUUCUAACACUGUAGUACUUUUAGAUUCAGAAUCUGAUGAAGCUGAAAGCAAUACUUUGGUUCCUGAAGAAAAGAUUAAAACCAAUUUUCAAACCGAAUCAAGUUCUAUUUCAGAGCCACAGCCAUUUAGAGUCGAAACGGUACACAAGCCGUCCACUUUAAUUAUUGGAGAGAAAACGUCUUCUACUUAUUUAUUAGAAAAAUCAAAAGAGGUCAUACAAUCCAGCCCUAAUAAAAUGAAAGAUCUUAACAACAUGGAUCUCAACGAACUUAACGACAUAUAUGCCAAGCUUUGUGAAAGAACGGGUAUUCAACUAGAAGAGCUUUUGGGUGAUUUAGUUACCAAAUCAUCGGUGACCAAAAACGAACACAAUACAGAUAUUAUAACAAUUCAAGAUACUAACAAUUAUAAUAAUGAAGCCUUUGAAGUUUGUUAUGAUUCCUACAAUUUGGAGGAAGAGCAUCUUCAACAAAAUCAGUUUCAACAAGUUAAUCAUCAACAAAUUCAACAUCAUGAGCAGCUGCAUCAACAAGAUAAUCAUUACCAGCAACAACUGGAACAGCAACAAUUUCGAACACAUCAACAGCACCAACACCAACAACAACAACAAGCUUUUCCGAAUCAUAUGCAUGGCUCAUCCAAUCAUAUCCAAAACAAUCUCUCAGUAAACUACACUUACCAGAAUUCUCUGAUGCCGAAAUUAAAUUUAAAUGAUCCUCGAAUCGUGCAAAAACUGAAACAAAUAAAAGACUCGCCAAUUCAUAACUUAAGCAUCCGUGAGUCUGCCACUUGGCUCAUGAAUAAUUGCAAUUCCCAACGUCCAACAUAUAAGAGUUUACCACCAGUUGUAGUAAAACCGACUUCCAGUACAGCCACAACAUAUGGAGAGCAUAAGCGACUAAAAGAGUUGGAAAAACAAGAAUCCGAACUAGCGAGACAAAAUAAGGAAAGAGAGAGGAAUCGUUCACCAAUCGAAGUGCUGGAAAAUGUUCUUAAAGCUCGUUCUGUUAGUCCGAAAGUUGAUAGUACACAAAAACAACAAUCAAAAGAUUCGUCUGGAUCAGAAUAUGGUGAAAGUGAUAAGGGUAAAACAAAAUCAAAUGCAAAGCGGAAAAAUUCUUCUGAAUCUGAAAGUGUUACCACAGGUAGAAGAACUGCGGAUUCGCGAACUAAUGAAGACAAAUCUGAAGAUGAGGAAACGGUGGUUAUGAGUUUUGGAAGACCCAAAUCAAGGGCACGCAUUGUUUCAUCAUCAUCUUCUUCAUCAAAUGACACCAUAGAGUUUCCACACUGUAAACCUUCCACUGACAAUACAGAAUCAAACAUAGCAAAAGUGGUUAAAAUCGUUAUGUCCGCAUUAAAUCAGUCAAAGGAUAAUUUAGUACUAACGCCAUCAAAGUCGCGAAGAAAUUCAGCUCGAAAGUCAACAGAUUCUACAAAAAGUGAUGCAAAAUCACAAAAAUCCAACAGUAACUCUGUUGAAGAUGGACUUAAUAAAGUCGAAGACGCUUCAUCAAAUAAUAAAAACAGCAAUAACAAUGGAAAAUCAAAAUACAAACGCCCACGUCGAAAGACAAAUGAUCAAUUAAAUAAAACGCCAACAAAACCAGCUCAACCAAAACGAGGUAACAGGGAACUAGAGAAUCUUAAUUGCACAUUUAAAGAAUACAGCGAUAUGUUUGAAAAGUUUUUGCUGCCAACAAAUGAUGGAAAGAGGCUGUGCAGCGCUGCUGGUAAUCCCACGAAGAUGCCUGAAUUCAGCUCAUCAGAUGGUUUAAAUACAAAAACAAGAAAAACUGCAAAAAAUGGUGAUAGCACAGAUAGCGAACUUGAUCCUUCCACUAAAGUUGUUAAGGCAGCACGAAUUGGUUUUCGAAGAAAGACUUACGGUGCAGAAGAAACACAACCAAGAGGAACAAACAAGUCAUCGGGCUCUAUAAAAGUUUGUUUUCGGCGUUUGUCAGAGCGCGAAGGGUUUAGCGUUGAAAACAUACAUGAUAUAGAAUCAUCAGAUGAAACUGAUGAGUUUGACAUCGAGGAACACCGUAAAAUCAAAAGUGGAUUGCAAAUGACAUACAAAAAUAUCAAUAAGGAUCCAUUUAAUCCGGUAUUGAAAGUAACCUUAAGCAGGCUUUCAACAAAUGAAAUAAAGAAGUGGAUAAAAUGUGAUGAAGUUAAAUCAAAUAAUUUGAUUUCAUCGAUUCCUACACUUAUAGCCCAAACCACUAAACCUCCAAAUGAGAAUGAUAUUUCAAAACGACGUGAAAUUGGUGAAAUGCCUAUUCUUGUUCCAUUUACUUCUAAGCCAGUUGUUACUCCCAAAAAAACAACACCAAAAGGUCCAUUACAUUUGAAUAACGAUAAAAGCAUGACUCUUAAUUCAACUAAAACUUGUGCCAUUUGCAACAAACGGCCCAAUGAUCUAACAAAUCAUUAUAUCGUACAACAUCAAACUGAAUCCUAUACCUCUCGCUUAACUUCGCAAGAUAUUGACAAUCUUGAAGCGAACAUAACUUUAGCUGUUCGUCACCGAAAUCGCUAUAGAGUGACGUGUGCAUUUUGUCAAGUUGAGCUUGAAGAUAAUUUUGUAAAUUUCCACGCCCACUUCUCUUUUCAUACUGGCGAAUAUGGAUUCAAGUGUGCUGUUUGCGAUUUGGUAAAACCCUAUAGAGAGGAUAUUCGUUCCCAUCAAUAUCGGACUAGUACAUGCUUAAAUGGUAAAAUUCGAUCAAAUUACUUGUAUUCUCCAGAUUUGGUAGUAAUUUAUUUGUAUGUUUGCAAUUUGUGCAACUUCGUUCAACUGAACGAAGCAAAUAUUCACAAACACCAACGUGAUCACCAUGGCUUUCGGCUCGAAGAUCCACAGAAUGUGAAAAAGGUUAUCAUUGCUGCUCUGGACAAUGGAGAAAUUUUAAAUGAAAUUAUGCCUGCCGAUCGGGAUGAGGAUGACUUCCCCACUCCUCCAUUAGAAAAAGAUAAUCAGCAGUUGGAGCAAGAGUUUUUAGAUGAAAACCCACUUGACAUUAAGGACGUUUUGGUAGAUCAGGAACUUCCUAACACAUCACAAAUAGCUUCGAUUGAAAAUCUUCUUCAAGAUAUUAAUGUGGAUAACGAUGCGUUGGCAUAUGAAAUGGCCCCCAGUCCUGAAGAUGGCCUGAAGUUGCUCCAUUCCCCUUCGGAUACGUCGGCAAAUGUAAUGACUGUCGUACAUACUUCUAAUGACAACACAUGCCAAGAAAGUCAUAAACCUAUAAUGGAACCAUUGGAUCAAAAACCAGAAUUAAAAGAAAUAAAAAUAGAAUCUGUUGCAAAUGAGCGACUGGAAAUGCCAAAAAUGAUUUAUCGACAAAUGUUUGGAGAUUCAUCUAAUUACUUUGGAAUGUAUAAAUGUACCAAUAGCGGUUGCUGGUUUAGCUCCAAUGAAGCUGAGAGAUUUAUUCAGCAUGUAGCGACCUCUCAUGACAGCAUCAAACGCAAAAUCAGUUUGGAUUGCGCUUAUUGCCAAUUUAAAACUACUAAGGCUCAGAAUAUUGUAGGUCAUGUGCGCGCAAAACACGCAAAUUGCCGAUAUCAAUGUGCUGAAUGUUCUUACCGCAGUACGAUACCCGGGAACGUUGCCAUACACAGAAGAAUGUGCCAUAAAAACAGUACUCUAGAUAAAGGUAUCUACGAAUGUGCCAGUCGUGUAAGCCAAUUAAGUGACAGAUUGGCUGAUCUAAAGCAGAAAAUGGUUGCAAAUAUUCCGCCCUUAAAAUGUCCAGAUUGUUCCGAAAGCUUUUAUGCCAUCUCAUCUUUAAAGUCUCACAUCCAAAAGACACAUCCGUCGAGUUUCAGGAAACUGGAUCCUAUUGCUUUUACUGAGCUAGCAUGUCUGCAUUGUAAAAAUGAGUCAAAUGAUAAAGAGAACAUGCGAAUUCAUUUGGCGUUAGAACAUCCAGAUGAAAUUGGUUAUGUGGCAGAAAGGAAACUUAAAAAUAUAGGAUGUGUGGACGCUGUAGAAAAUCUUAAUAUGAUCAAUAUAAGUUUGGCUGUUGCCCCAUCCGACAUAUAUACUGCUCUGAUUGAUGAGUGUGACAUUAUUGCUACUGCAACAGACGAUGUUGGCCCAACAUUAAUCGAAGAUGCUCCCCCUACAAAAGUUAUCAAACCAAAUCCUGCUGAAAUCCUAACUGAAGACGUAGCAUUGAUAUUGCCGAAAUCUACAUCUCCUGUCGUAGCAAACAUUUCUGUGACUUCAAUGGAAGAAGAAAAACGUCUACGACCUUUGCUCGAACUUCUCACCGAAAACACUGGCCCUCCUCCAUCUAGCUUAUACCGUUGUCCUGAAUGUAUCGCUUCAUUUUUACAUUAUGAACUUUGGCAAAAACAUAUCAUAACGCGUCAUAAAAUCACGAAUACAGUAACAUGUCCUUAUUGUUCGAAGCAAUUCUCACUUGAAUUGGCAAUAAUUCAUUUUGAGAGCCACCGUCGUCAUGAAUAUAUCUGCUAUCAUUGUGUAACGAGCUUUUGUUCAAGAGAAAAGAUAUUUCAGCAUUUUGCAUCCUUUCAUCCCGAAUUUCGAUCAACAAUCGAAAGAAAAGUUACAUUUGGUGAUGUGUCGUUUUCUAUUUUCAAAGAAAAAAUAGUUUCAAUUGGACCAGUUGAUUGGUUACCUUUAUUUCAGAAAUUAUCUGACGCCUUGCGCCAGCAAUUAAAAACAAAGCUCCAACAGAAUCAACACAAAGAGUGGCUGGCGGGAAUUUCUGCUCCAUGUCUCGCGGAGCUUGAAGUUCCUCAGUAUAUCAUGAAUGGACUUCCACGCUACAAAUGUCUUUGCAAAUCAUGUCCUUAUGUAGGAUCAGACGAAAAUGCAUUAAAUAUUCAUAUGAAUGCACAUGUAGCUCCCGACAAAUACACGUGCUCGCACUGUGCCAUAACUCAAAGUAACCCAUGUUGGGAAAAUAUAAAAGACCAUAAAAUGCUGCAUAAACAGGAAUUGUACAUUUGUUGCGUAUGCAGUUUUUUUUAUCAUAGUUCUGCCGGAAUGCUUAAACACAUAGAAAAAUUUCACAAUUUCAGAGAUGUUCCAGUAAUAAGCAUGUGGAGAGAUGAAAUUAACUAUAAAAAUUCCUUAUCUAUUGUUUUUCCAGAGAAAAAAAUGACCUUUUCAACAACAGAUACUUGCUUUUGUUGUUCCAAAAUUAUGAAAAGGAAAAUAGUCCCACAUUUGAAAAAAGAACACAAAAUAACUCUUUGUCCAAAAUGUGUUAUAUGUGAUGCAAUAAUUUUAACUCAUCUAGACGCAGAGAUUCAUGUCAAAGAGCAUAAGCAGAAUUCAUUUAGAUUGAAGUACGAAAUACUUACGCCUUUUUUAUACAGAGCGAUAGUCACGUCAAUAGCUCCGUUUAAUUUCGAAACCCGAUUAAUAAAAGAAAAGCGACCGUCUCAAACUCAAGACAUAGCUGCCUCAAUAUCAAAAAAAAUAAAACCUAACGAGGAUAUUCCUAUUGAAAUAAAGAAAGAAAUUGUUGUUAAAACCGAGUUCGAAGAAGAAAACGAUGAAACGCCAAGUACUUCGAUUAAAUGUGUGAACUUACAAAAUCUUAUGCAAAAUCAAAAUAACUUGACUCAAACAGGAAUUAUUUCUGUGCAACCAAUCUCAGCAAUAACAAUUGGAAAUCUUCAACAAACUCCAUAUCAAAGAGAAUCCGUUGGGCGAAGUUAUAUUCCAAACUACACAGUGAUAACAAACAAUGCAGGGCUAAUUGUUCCACAAAAUAGUUUUGGAAAUAACGUUCUGAUACCAUCCAUAACAGCAACUUUUCCAAACCCACAAGAAAUAAUGCCUGUUUUGAGAAAUGAAAGCACAUGCUUAUCAGUCAACGAACAAUUACCAAUAUGUUGUGAAAUUAAUCUUCCUGAACUUGCUCCAAUAUGCGGCAAUUGCAACCUUGAAUGCACAGAUUUCACAAAUUUAAAAACUCAUUUUGCAUCUACUCAUUCAAAUGUACGAUUUUUAUUUCGGUUAGCACGACAAGUUGAAUGUAUGUACUGUUCUUUUCGGGGUAGGGUACACUAUUUAUCAGCGCAUCAGAGAAGCUUUCAUAGCGAUAAGAUGCCCUUAUGCCGGAGCCUAAUAGAUCCCAAUCGCUGUGGUAUUUGUAAUGAGAUUUUUACCAGAGCUCCUGCUGUCAAUCAACUUCAGACAUUUGUCUGUGCAUGUCCAACACGUCAGAGAUUACUUGCAGAUUGCUUGGAUUCAAAUACAUUAGCAUUGCUACAAAGUUACGGUCAACAUUUCGCCCAGUAUACAUGUGAUGUGUGCAACACUCCUUACAACCGCGAACAAUUAUGUAGAGAACACAUAGUCAAAGCUCAUAAAAGAGCUUUGUAUCCCAGACUGACUAACGUAGGAAUGAUGUUUGUUUGCUUCUCGUGUGAAAAAACAGAUACAUCUAUUGAUCGAAUUAUUGAGCACAUAGAUACAAUACAUUUUAGAGUCAGAGGAGACAUCCCUCCUAAUUGGAGAUCUGUUUAUAAAAAGAUAAAUAUUAUUUAUCGAAAGGGCCUUACUAUUUGUGCUGAGGACUUAAAAAAUACACAAUACUGUCACGAUAUAGAAAGUUUUAAAAAAGCUGUGAAAGAUUCUGAAAAAGUGUUAAUUUAAAAAAAAAUUAUUUUUAUUUCUUUUAUUUAAAUUACUCUGUAAAUAAUAGUUUUUAGUUGUCGACACUCAGUGUACUAAAGUGUUCACCAAACAUUUUCAUACAUGUCCGAGUUGUAAGUAAUACUAACUUAUACUUGUUUAUGAAAACUUAAAUAAAAUAAUAUAAAUUAUUGUAGUUUCCAAAUAUAUUUUAAAGAAGAGUAUUAUAGAGUUACAAACAACUGUUAUUUAAAAAAAUCAUAUUGAUUGUUAUUUAUUGAAAAAAAAAGAAAAUAUUUAGAUUUAGUCGUUAAUGCGUACAAUAAUAUUUUUUUUUAUAACGAAUGAACUCAAAGUUUAUUUUUAAGAAUUAUUUUACGUAGUUUAAAAUAAAACUUAAACUUUUCAAAGCCUUUAAAUUAUCCGUCUUUAUGAUGUAAAUACGAAUGUCUAUUAGUAGACGGUAUUAACAUUAAAGCCUAGUACGCACAUCGCGCUAAAUUUUAGUUCCCACAGAUUUCUCUCUUAAAUUAGGCCGAGCUAAAAUUAAAACAGAGUUUUGCGCAGCUGCAACUAAAAAUCACAUUUUCAUUUCUAACUGUAUAUUUUUAUCAGUCAAAAUUAGUAGAACCGUAAAAACGAUGAAGAAAAAAAUGUCAGAUAAAAUUUAGCGCUAUCUGCGAACUAAGCUUUAAGCUUGAAUAAAAGAAAAAAUCAUCUAAAGAAAUAUGUAUUUCCGAGACACAGCUAGGUAAUACAAUUUUGAUUGAAUCAUUUGCUUUAUAAAUAAACUCUUCUCAUAGUUGAUUAAAA
This is a messenger RNA of Episyrphus balteatus (marmalade hoverfly), 9088 nucleotides long. RefSeq lists its product as uncharacterized. The record is from RefSeq and is a predicted model, not a curated record. The coding region runs from base 422 to 8296 and encodes 2624 amino acids. NCBI's taxonomy places the organism in Eukaryota, Metazoa, Arthropoda, Insecta, Diptera, Syrphidae. The transcript has 6 exons.